AUGCACCGCAACCUCGUCGCCCCCCUGUUGGGGAUCAGCUCCUUCGGAGCAGCACACACUCUUCGGCAGCGCUCAGCAGCUGGCUGUGGGCAGUCCCCGACAGCUACUCUGGGAGAGCUCUCAAAAUUCAACACCACCGCCGGCCGCGAAUACGGAGUGUGGUUGCCCGAUGACUAUGAUCAGACUGCGGCGACACCGCUGAUCGUGAGCUACCAUGGCGCCGAUGGAACCAUCGACUCGCAAGCGGCCCUCGACAAAUUGACCCACUCGGAGUUCAAUACCGAUCACAUUGUCGUCUACUUGCAAGGGAAGGCCGAUGACCCCGAUGAACCAAACCACACGACGUGGGAAGGGGCGCCAGGCAACGAUGAGGAUGACGUCGGAUUCACGAGCGACGUUCUCGACGCCAUGACCGCUGGCUACUGCAUCGAUACCAGCCGCAUCUACGCUACGGGAAAGUCGCAGGGCGGUGGCUUCGUUGGCCGGCUUGCUUGCGACGCGGACAUGUCGAAGCGUAUUGCUGCCUUCGCCCCUGUCUCUGGCGCGUACUACAUUGGAUCGAUAGAUGAAAAGUCCGAGACCAAGCCGGAGACAGUCCAAGUGCCCUGCGAGGCCGGUCGCGCCGACGUCCCCAUCAUGGCAUUCCACGGCGGCGACGACACCACCAUCGCGUACUAUGGAGCCUUUCGGAGCGGCUCGUGUCUCCCUGCGAUCCCCAACUGGAUUCAGCAAUGGGCGGCUCGGGAUGACCUCGACGAGACGCCGGCGAACACCUCCAUCUCGGGUUCGGACAACGGCGUGGUGAUGAGUUUCGGGGACGGACUGGUCACACUGGUGUACGACGGGGAUGAUAUCGGCCAUGACUGGCCGUCGACCACCGAGAACUCGGACAACGGUGGAACCGGGCUGGCAGCCUUCAACGCGAGCACGAUGAUCAUGGCCUUCUUCCGAGAGCACACCCUCUCCUGA
Molecule: messenger RNA, 969 nt
Organism: Anthostomella pinea
Lineage: Eukaryota; Fungi; Ascomycota; Sordariomycetes; Xylariales; Xylariaceae
Source: the annotation of a GenBank genome assembly